CAGAUAGACGUCAGGAAGCGGAUCAAUGCGGCCGAUCAUCUAUCAACAUUUGUUUUUAUUUCUGUAGCUAAAACUGCGCUGGUGAGGAGGACAUUUCUUUAGGCGCAAACGGAAGUUUCCUCCCCGGUGAAUGAAUGGCAAUGACGGCGGUGAGAGCGGUGGCAGCGGGGGGGCCGGCGUCUUUGUCCCGAUUCAGGGGAGCUUUGGUCGCGGGCGUUCUGGGGGACUGCAUCGGCGGAGAGUUUGAAGGAGCGGAGGAGGUCCCCAUGGAGAGCGUGCUGCAGCACUUGAGCGGCCUGGACGACGAAACCAAAGGAAACGGCGUCCUUGAAUACAGUGACGACACAGCAAUGACUCGUUGUGUGGUUCAGUCUCUUCUCACUCGAGCGGGGUUUGAUGAACAGGACCUGGCUCGCAGGUUUGCAAAGGAGUAUAGUACCUCCCCAGGUCGUGGGUAUGGUAACGGAGUGAUACAGGUAUUGAAAAAGCUCUCAUCGUUCCAGCUUAGUGACGUAUAUCAGCCAGCCAGAGAUCAGUUUAAUGGUCGGGGAUCCUUUGGCAAUGGAGGGGCCAUGAGGACGGCGCCCUUUGCUCUGACAUUUCCUGACAGGGCGGAUGUUAAAAGGUUUGCCCGUCUUGGUGCCAUGUUGACACACUCCUGCUCCUUGGGCUACAACGGAGCAAUCCUGCAGGCCUUAGCUGUUCAUUUUUCCCUGCAAGGUGCGCUAGACCUGCCUCUGCAGUUCAUAAACGAUCUUAUUGCAGAGAUGGAGGAAGUGGAGGACAACAAAGAGGCACGCAAUGAUGCAAGGAUCUUAAAGGAAGCAGAAAAGCCUUUCUGUGAGCGUCUUCACAGAGUCAGAGACCUGAUGAACAGAAGCAAAGUCAGCAUAGAGGAAGUCAUCUCUGAACUUGGUAAUGGGAUUGCAGCACUCCAUUCUGUCCCCACUGCCAUCUUCUGUGUCCUGCACUGCCUGCAGCCUCUGGAAGGCCUUCCAGAGAGCUACGGUGGCCUGGAGAGGACAAUAGCUUAUAGCUUGGCUCUUGGAGGUGACACAGACACCAUAGCCUGCAUGGCUGGUGCCAUAGCAGGGGCCCAUUAUGGCAUUGAGGCCAUUCCUCAGUCUUGGAUAAGGUGCUGUGAGGGAGCAGAAGAUGCUGAUGUGAAUGCCGAACGGCUUCAUAAGUUAUACCACCAGUUUCCUCAGGGGGGCAGGAGUGAGAAAGUGAAACAGCAAUGGUACAGAGAAGAAAACCAGAGUGGAGCCAAAACCGGAGUGAAGUAAUCCCAAUUUUCAUCGUCAAAAAAGACUCUAAGAAACAUGAAAAGACAAGAGACAUUUUAAUGCUUAUUUUUUUUGAUUCAGCCAAUGUUAAGACCUGCAAUCUCACAGUACAAAUUGUUUGUUUUGAUGCUGUUUAUGUCUUUGUUGAGGUAUUAAGCAUGAAAUCUAAAGUACAACAUUAAAAAAACUCCAGUAAAUUUGUUUUGUGCUAAACAAUCAUCUGUCUUAUGGAAAGUUGCACUAUGAUUUAGACAUGUUUUGUUUUAACCAUUUUGUCUGUUAUUAAAACUAUGAUUUGCACGACAGUAA
Molecule: messenger RNA, 1595 nt
Organism: Oryzias latipes (Japanese medaka)
Lineage: Eukaryota; Metazoa; Chordata; Actinopteri; Beloniformes; Adrianichthyidae
Gene: adprs
Product: ADP-ribosylserine hydrolase
Cellular component (GO): mitochondrion; nucleus
Source: RefSeq, a predicted model, not a curated record